Daldinia loculata is the source of this 1356-nucleotide messenger RNA. Its product is annotated as nitrogen permease regulator 2. NCBI's taxonomy places the organism in Eukaryota, Fungi, Ascomycota, Sordariomycetes, Xylariales, Hypoxylaceae. Gene Ontology annotation, cellular component: GATOR1 complex; vacuolar membrane. Gene Ontology annotation, molecular function: GTPase activator activity. The transcript has 2 exons. Gene Ontology annotation, biological process: positive regulation of autophagy; negative regulation of TORC1 signaling. The record is from RefSeq and is a predicted model, not a curated record. Bases 1 to 1356 code for a protein of 451 amino acids.
AUGAUUCAAGGAAUCUUUUACGCGAGGUUCCUUCCUCAAGAAGGAACCAAGAUCGUAGCUCAAUCUCCACCAGGAUGUAUCGUGGCAACAACAUAUACGCCGCACCUCAAGCCGCCCCUGGUCGACUUCGACAUAAUCCAGGAGUACAUCAUUCCGCGGAAAGCUUUCUUCAACCGGUUCAUGACGGUAAACUCACCAGAUAAUAAAUACAGCAUCCUGCUAUUCCCAGUCUCCAUUCCUAAUGAGAGAUACCAUCGUAACGAAUUCAUAUUCAACUUCGGGCUAGUCAUAGAAUCAGAUGUAGACCAUAUCCCAUACGAGAAGCUAGUGAGACGUCUGGCAGUCACAUUCGCCGAGAUGGAGCGCCAACACGGAUAUCUAAGCUCGGAGGGGCGGGUAGACGAUGGUAGACGGCCCAUCGAGAGCUUGCUAGAGAUCGUAAAAGAAGACCUCAACAACUACGGGGAGUGCAUGAUCCCCGUCGACGACGCCAAUACCCUCAAUAUGAAGCUUUUCCCUUACCACCCACCUCCCGCACCUGUCCGCGGCUGGCAUGUGCCCGUGCCCAAGAUGAAACUCGCCGACAUCGUCGACCCUACGUGGGACUUAACCCUACAAAAGAUCAUCCCUCACGUCGAUGGCGUCAACGACGUACGCCGUAUCGCGUGGCUGGCUGAUGUAUCGUUACCGCUCACCCAGAUCGCGCUACAGCACCUUUUAUACUACGACACUAUUCUCCUCUUAGACAUGUUCUUCUUUGGUAGCUGCUACGCGCCGAGGCCCGGCGUGCACGAUUUCAUCGUCAACAGGGACGGUAUCGUCGAUGAGUGCGCCGGGUAUGUAUGCAUUAGCAAUCCCCUUACUGGCAGCACUAGUACUGCCAAUGCGUCUUCUACCACUGUCACGACUGAGGACGGACAUGAUACCGUAACGGAUGCCGAUGUGGGACGGCAACAGCAACAGCAACAGCCGGUAUCCCACUACCAGUUAGUGAAGUUGAUGACCACGUUUUGCGCCGGGCGCAGUGUCAUGGAGUGGAUCAAGCUGCACCAGGAUGCGGGAUUUGACGUUCUUCGACACGUAGACGUGCGGCGGCUAGUUCAAUUCGGGGUGAUCAAGGGGCUAUUGUACCGGGUGCACAAGUAUGUCGUGUCAAAGCAGUGUCUCGAGGCUCUAGCGACAGGGAGGCGUGUAUUAUCAAGAAGCGACGAUGGUGAGGAGGAUACAUUGCUGCGGUACGCUGAUGGCUGCCAUUCCUUCGACCAGAUCAUCACCGAGCAGAACAUGACGGAUGGCGAGAUAAUGAGGAAGCUGAGAAGUCUUGAACCGGGAGAUCGCACCGUGUUCUACCGGUAG